This is a messenger RNA of Pygocentrus nattereri (red-bellied piranha), 2218 nucleotides long. It is a transcript of the gene irak1bp1, whose product is annotated as interleukin-1 receptor-associated kinase 1 binding protein 1. Lineage: Eukaryota; Metazoa; Chordata; Actinopteri; Characiformes; Serrasalmidae. The record is from RefSeq and is a predicted model, not a curated record. The coding region runs from base 18 to 767 and encodes 249 amino acids. Gene Ontology annotation, biological process: canonical NF-kappaB signal transduction; immune response. The transcript is spliced from 4 exons.
CCCGUAGAUUUACCAGUAUGGCGGUCAGUACAGCUCGGGUUUUCGCCUCUCUGAUACCGGCCACCGGCGGCGUUUGCGGAAAUAUGGAUGAAUUAGAGCUCAAUUACACGACAAAACGGGCCUCUUCACCGCCGUGGAGCACGGCGAGGCGCGUGGAGGUGACGGGCAGCGCGGAACUGAGCUCUCCGCCUGACAGAGCCUCCCUGGCCGUCUCUGUGAUUAGCAGCAAAGAAAGCGUUAACGAUGCGGCCAACAGUGUGACUCGCCGCCUGGAGUACAUCCUACAAACCGCCAGACAGCACGGAGUUAAGGAAGAGGACACGGUUGUGACAAAACAUAUUCAAAGAGAUGGCGACCUGUACCGCAUGCAAGCUGAGGUGAGUGUGGUGUUUUCAGACUUUGAGAAGAUGGAGUGUGUGCGCUCUGUGCUGAUUGAAAAGCUGGAUAAAAGUGUGUGUGUUGGGGACCCUCAGUUCUCACACAGUGAAGGGUGCCUCAGUCUGUUAAGACGACGAGUAUGUGUAGCAGCUGUGGAGACGGCCCGCCUCAAAGCAAAAGAAGUGUGUAAUGUGCUGGGACAGGCUCUGGGCCGCCCCCUCCUGGUCCGAGAAGAGGAUUCGCAGGAGUGGACGUGUGGCCAACAAGAGUCUGUGGCCCUCCCUCUGACACUACAGCAGAAAGUGGGCCAGAUGACUGUGUGGGCCUCAUCACGUGUGUUUGUGACAUUUGAACUGCGGCCUAAAGAUGGCACAAGGAAGAACUUAUGAAGUCCUCACUCCUGGUGAAAGUCCUGUAUAGAUGCUGGUCUUGGCAACCUCUGUCUUAAGGUAAAACUUCAGAUAACUUAAAGCAAUGGUUUGGUGAAAAAUCAAAUGCAUGCAAUUUACCUAAAGAUCAGUCAGAAUAUGCUUGGUCUAGAGAGUGUGUUCUUAAAGUAGUUGUAGCUAACAGGUAAGAAAAGCAUUUAAGCACAUUGACUAAUAAUGGACAAAAAGUCAAGAAGUCACUUUGUUAAAAAUGUUGGCAGUCAUGUUAAAGCCAGACUUGUUUGUAUUCUUGUCUAUGGUUACAGAUAACAGUAUAUCAUACAGUGUCAUAUAUCAAACCACUGUGAAUAACUUUGUUUACAUAAAUUAUACAGAAAUUUAGGAAAAGAAAUUGAAAUCCUUUUGAAAGAUGUGGCAUCAAAGCACAAUCUUUACCACCGAAGCCAUUCCAAAGAAAAAAAUGGAGGGAAAAAACAAACAAACAAACCAAUGACAUCACUGGUUUUGUGUCAAACAGAGGGAGGACUCAGCCCCCAAGAAUCAACCUGGUUCUUGGGAUAUCCACUCCCAUCCAUCAGCAUGCCCCAUUUUAAUAGAAUACUUCUUUUACAGUAAUAGAAUAUAGAAAUAGAAUAAAAAUGAAUAGAGUUAGUAGAACACAGGUUUGGUUUUGCACUUCUCACUACAUUCCUGUCAUUGCAUGGAUUUGCUAAAUUUCUUUAUCAAAUUAGUAAAGAAUUGAGUAGAUUAAGUAGGUAUUGGAUGGUAACUAAGUUAGAGGAGAGCUUUGGAAAUGGUUAAGCUAAUGGUUAACACACUGAUCAAAUUAUAAUGCAUUGUUUAUUGUAUUUAAUGUGAGGGUGUUUUUAACAGAUAAAUGAUUACAGCCCAGAUAAAUGGCAUUAGAUCUCAUUUUCUCAACUGCUUAAGCCUUUUGCACAGUACUGCACAUCAGCAAACACCGGACACCAAAUGUGUCUUAGCUGACUGAUUCUAUUUGGUGGAUGGGGAAAAUUGUGUAGAUUUGAUUUUUCACUGAAUUCUUGCUCUAAGUAGAAAGAUGAAUAUGAAUCUCAUGGGUCAUACAUCACUAAACAUUAACCUGUGGGAAAAGUAAAGUGGAAACCUCUGUUGGAUGGACCAAACAUGGAUCAAACGUAUCACUUUAAUCAGAAAUCAAAAAUUAAAAGCAGCAAGAGAGGUCAACUUCUUUAGAGCAGUGACUGAAAUAGGACAAGCUUUAGGCUACUUAGUUUACUAAAUGUCUUACUGAAAUGCUUCAUAUACUUUAACUGUGUUUUAAUACAUCUUAACUUUUAAGGAAAUUAAAAAUACAAUACUGUUGUACAACAUACAAAGAUUACAUGGACUGUAUUGCCUGAAUUACAUUCACACUAACCAGUGCAUGUAUGAUCAACACUGGUAAUUAAACAACGGAGAAGAAAUGUAAA